Cladophialophora psammophila CBS 110553 is the source of this 1779-nucleotide messenger RNA. RefSeq lists its product as uncharacterized. The coding region runs from base 1 to 1779 and encodes 592 amino acids. The record is from RefSeq and is a predicted model, not a curated record. The transcript has a single exon. NCBI's taxonomy places the organism in Eukaryota, Fungi, Ascomycota, Eurotiomycetes, Chaetothyriales, Herpotrichiellaceae.
AUGGCACCAUCGGCCCGAUCGAGGCCAGAUCCCGAAGUGAGCAGUCCUUCAGCUAGUGAAACUGCAAAUGCCCUCCAACAAGGGUCCGAAGAAGGGCCAGAGGAUGCGCUUGCACAAGGGGGAUUCUUGUUCGUCGCGUCCACGGGUCAAAAGCAGAAGGACCGCAAGCAGCUCCGAACGCUGCGCGCACAUGUUAUGCACAAUUAUCUGGAACGAAGUCAUGCUGAGCAACAAACGGCAGACCCAAAGAAGGCCACUGUGGUUUCGUUUGCAGGAAACAGACUGCAGACUGACAGACAAAGAGCUGCUGCAACUGGCGGGCAGAAGAUGAGGUUUAGAAUGCGAUCUGGUGAGCUGGAGCUAAGAUAUCCCCACCGACUUCGAAAAGGUAAGAAGAAGACCGACCGGACGAUAGAGGUAGGCGAUAAAGACGCCGGGACUGAGCUUCCAAAAGACAAGACAGAAUCUCUUGUCAGCACGCGGCGGGAGGGAGCCGCCGAGUCCGGAUUUGUACCUGGGAUGCCGGUGACGUGGAUUGGGUCGCGAAAUAUCGAUGUUUUCGGUGUCCUACCGGUCCGCUUGACGGAAGAGGACGACGCAAGGCUUUACCUGUUCCGCCACUAUGAAAGGUACCCGUGGUGUCCGAUCAAUGGACAGAGUACAUGGUCUGAAUUCGCCAUUAGCGACCAGCUGGUCUUUCAUGCGACAAUGUACAGCUGGGGAGUGCAUUUCCGGCAUCGCCGACCAAUUCCCGACUCUCAGGAAGAAACGAAAACACUCCAACAUAAAUUGGCAGCCAUCUCAUUAAUCAACGACCGUCUGUCACAUUCGCAACAGGCCGCGAGUGAUGAAACCAUCGCGGCGGUGGCAGCCCUGACCAAUAUUGCCCUUGUGAUGGAUUCAUACGCUGAGGCCACUAAGCAUAUGGCAGGAUUGCACGCCAUUGUGGAAAUGCGGGGCGGCAUGUCGUCUCUGAGUUCGGGGGUUCAGCAACAUUUGCAACGCUUGAUCAGUUGGAACGAUCUAAUAUACUCGGAAGUCUUUGACGAAAAACUGCGAUUUCCACCAAUCGAGGUGUGGGAUGAAUCAUGGGCAGCCUUUCAGCGGCGCAACUUGUCUGGAGCAUUGCCAGGUCUGAGCCGCGCCGAGCUGAGGGCGGCGGGCGUUCCUCGUCACAAGGUCCUAGAUCUCCUAAACGACAUUCGAAAUCUGUGUGGUGCGGAGCAAACCAACCCCCUACGCACCACUGGUGAAGAGGGAAGGAUGCGGCGCGGUGAUAUGUUCCAUCGGGUAGAAAGAAAAUUGAGACUCAUCGUCCAAGCGGACACUGCACCGGGGAACAAUCGGUGGGACGCGACGGUUUGGCGGGCCGUGUCUCUGGCGGCGUUGCUCUUCACCCACCACCACUUGCGAGGCAACCCGCUCAAGUACCGACAUUUCAGUGUCUUGUCGACACAGCUUUACGACACGCUCUUGACCAUGGACGAGGACCUCACAGAGUUGGACUUCGCACCGGCCAUGUUGAUAUGGAUUCUGUCGACGGGAGCGCUGACGAGUACUCUGGCAGCUGUUCACGCAUCAUUCGUCUUUAUGCUGGGGAAGGCAUGCCACAGACACGGGCUGCUGGACUAUGAUCAGUACCAAGGGACUAUAAGCCAGUUUCUGUGGACGGGCCAGGCGGACCAGUCGAGACAUAGCCAACUGUGGCUGGAGCUGGAGCCAAGUCUGCAGGCGAGAGGGGUUUCAUCCUACCGGCAGCAGUAUGUAUUUGAGAUAUAG